Cyclopterus lumpus (lumpfish) is the source of this 1855-nucleotide messenger RNA. It is a transcript of the gene tbc1d13, whose product is annotated as TBC1 domain family, member 13. Lineage: Eukaryota; Metazoa; Chordata; Actinopteri; Perciformes; Cyclopteridae. Gene Ontology annotation, biological process: intracellular protein transport; activation of GTPase activity. The record is from RefSeq and is a predicted model, not a curated record. The transcript has 12 exons. Gene Ontology annotation, molecular function: GTPase activator activity. The coding region runs from base 130 to 1332 and encodes 400 amino acids.
GUGCCGCUGUGUGGAGCCACUGCUGACUCGAGUUGUUGUUGUGAGGAAGGCGGAAGUGAGAGGACUUCACUCUGGCCAGCUCUUCACACCGUGUUGGGAGGGAGCAGCUGGAGGAACACGGGCUCCAUCAUGUCAUCAGCGUACAGAAACAGAAUACAGGAAUUCAAAGAAACCUUGAGUGAAGAAAACAUCAACUUGAAGACACUGAGGGAGCUUUGCUUCAAUGGUAUCCCCUUUGAAGGAGGCAUACGAGCCCUUUGCUGGAAAAUCCUUCUUAAUUAUGUACCUUUCGAUCAGACAAUAUGGGAGUCAUUCCUCAAAAAGCAAAGAGAGGUGUACUCCCAGUUCCUCAAAGAAAUGAUCAUCCAGCCUGGUAUUGCAAAAGCCAACUUGGGCCUUUCCAGAGAAGAUGUCACUCUGGAGGACCAUCCUCUAAAUCCGAAUCCAGACAGUAGGUGGAAUAACUACUUCAAAGAUAAUGAGAUUCUGCUACAAAUUGAUAAGGAUGUGAGGCGGCUGUACCCAGACAUGGCGUUCUUCCAGCGCCCUACAGAAUACCCGUGCCAACUUAUCUUGGACCCACAGAAUGAUUAUGAGACGCUGCGACGACGAGUCGAACAAACCACACUGAAGGCACAAACUGUGAACCGCAACCGCAGUGGAGUCACCAACGUCAGCUCCCCUGGAAAGGCGUUGUACCUGUAUCCAUCUAAUGAGUAUGAGGUGCUGCCCAAUGGGAGCGAAGCACACUGGGAGGUGGUGGAGCGCAUUCUCUUCAUCUAUGCCAAACUCAACCCUGGGAUUGCCUACGUACAGGGCAUGAAUGAGAUUGUUGGGCCAAUCUACUACACUUUUGCCACGGACCCCAACAGCCAAUGGAAAGAGCAUGCAGAAGCAGAUACAUUCUUCUGUUUCACCAACCUGAUGUCGGAGAACAGAGACAACUUCCUCAAGAGCCUUGAUGACUCUCAGUGUGGCAUCACCUACAAGAUGGAGAGUGUGUACUCCAUGCUGAAAGACAAAGACCUGGAUCUCUAUCUCAAGCUGGAAGAGCAGAACAUCAAACCGCAGUACUUCACCUUCCGCUGGCUGACCUUGUUGCUCUCUCAGGAGUUCCUUCUGCCUGACGUCAUCCGUAUCUGGGACACCCUGUUUUCUGACCAGGACAGGUUCCACUUCCUCAUCCUUGUCUGCUGCGCCAUGCUCAUACUCAUCCGAGAUAAAUUACUGGCUGGAGACUUCACGGUCAAUAUGAGAUUACUGCAGGAUUACCCCAUCUCAGAUGUCCACACCAUCCUGAUCAAGGCCAAAGAUCUGCAGGACAACUCCUAGCCUGUUCGCUCUCCUAUCUUCUGCUUCCAUGUGGGAGGUGAGAGUUUAAACAUUACAAAACAUUGUCCAGUGACGCAUGUACCGUGAGAGGAUUCAAUCAAUGAAGAGCUUGGACAGAUAUGUUGGGACACCAGCACGCUGCUUUUUAACUCCAAGUCUGACGAUUGGUCAGCGGGACGGCCGUGAAGCCUCUGAUGACGCGCUGAGACCUGGACCCAUGCUACCGGGUAUGGGGUCCCCCUCUCCCGUGGAGACCGGUUGACGAUGGUUGUGCCACGUCAGUCCGACACUACACAUCUUAACGUGAAAACGUACCAGAAAGGUUUAACAACCGAGCCGAGACUUCGUAUGUAGUCAGAUGAAGCAACCGUGCAUGUUUGUUCUGUUGGUUUUAUAUGUUUUCAAAGUUGAAGGUUUUUAAUGUAAGGAAAGUAGUCCUUAUCUGUUUAAUCAUGUGAAACAGGAGUUGCAUUUUCUGUGUGGAUAAAAUGAAUAAAGUAACUAUGUUAUUAGUAAUCUUCUU